AUGGCCGUGGCCUGCGGCUCAAAUGUCUCAGGCCGGUGCGACCUCCCGGCGCUGGCCGCGGGCCUGACCUACACGCAGGUUGCCGGCGGACAGCGCCACACCGUCUUGCUCAGGAGCGAUGGCACGGCCGUGGCCUGCGGCGACAACGGGCACGGCCAGUGCGACCUCCCAGCGCUGGCCGCGGACCUGGCUUACACGCAAGUUGCCGCUGGACGGCGACACACUGUCCUGCUGAGGAGCGACGGCAAGGCGGUGGCGUGCGGCGAUAAUGCUGAUGGUGGGUGCGACCUCCCUGAGGUGGUCGCUGGCCUCACCUACACGCAAGUUGCAGCAGGGUGGGGCCAGACGGUCCUGCUCAGGAGCGACGGCACGGCCGUGGCCUGCGGCGACAACGAGUACGGUAAGUGUGCCCUCCCCGUCCUGACUGCGGGCCUGACCUACGCGCAGGUUGCUGCUGGUCCAGGCCACUCCGCCCUGCUGAGGAGCGACGGCACGGCCGUGGCCUGCGGCUUGAACGUCGCUGGUCGGUGCGACCUCCCCGCGCUGGCCGCGGGCCUGACCUACACGCAGGUGGCCGCUGGGCGGCGCCACACCGUCUUGCUCAGGAGCGACGGCACGGCCGUGGCCUGCGGCGACAACGGCAGCGGCCAGUGCAGCCUCCCGGCGCUGACCGCGGGCCUGCUCUAUGCAGCUCACCUCUUUCCAGCGUUAACGCUGCUCCUGGAGGCGUCGCUCGACGGCGAUUCGGUGCGGUUCCUGACCCUCGGUGGGGUGGAGCGCUGCAGAGCUCGGGCAGGACCCGCCGCUCGCCUCUCGGGCAUCUACGACCAGCUCGUGGCCGACCAUUGUCGGACGAGGCUGGGGGCCGGCGUCUGGAGGGUCGACGCGGUCCUGCCGGGGGGCCGGCUUCUGAGCGGCGCCUCGGCGUGCGAGACUGUUGCGGAUGCCUUCGGCCCUGCUCGCGCCUUGCAGGGAGGCGGCCACCACAACGGCGACCGCCACGGCCACAGCCACGGCGGCGACGUCGUCGACGCCGCCUCGAGGGCGCCAGCGCGGCCCGCGAGGCGCAGCUCGCAGCGCCCGGCCGGGACGGACUCUGGCAGGGGCGCGGGGACGAUCGGGGGAUCCCGGGUCCGCCUCCCGCUCCAGGGGCGCCUGGAGUUCAUCAGAUUCCAGGCGCCCCUGGAGUCACUUGCGAUGCAUCACGUGACCGGCACUUGCGACGACGCCGACGACGGCGUCGCCGGCGCCCUCUCCGCGGCCGAGGCGACGGCGCCGCCGCCGCCGUCGCGCCGAGGCGACGGCGACGGCGUCGACGACGACGUCGGCGCCGGCGGCCGCCGCCCGCGGGCGGCCGCCGCGAGCGGCGCCGGGCCCCCCCGAGAGGCCGGGGCCGAGGCGGGCGGGCCGGCGGAGGGCUCCGAGACGGAGGGCUCCGGCACGGAGCCGCCCAGCCCGGCAGGCGCGGAGAACGGCGAUGCGGGUGCGCCCCGCGAUGACCCGUUGGCCUCGCGCACCGGGCCGCCCACGACGCUCAGGAUGCAACCUGCCCACCUCCCUGGACGCCCCCCGAGCGCGAUCUCUGAGCUCGCGCUACGCGUGGAGAGCCUGCUGGGGCGCUUCGGCGACGUGGUGGGCAAGCCAGAGGUCACGGCGCUCGCGGAGAGGGGCGGGACCGUGAGCCUGGAGGUGCACGUGCGCCUGGCCGACAGGGCGGCCGCGCUGGCGGCCGCCGAGAGCCUGCACGGCGUGGACUGGCGCAGCGAGGCGGAGGAGAGGCUCCGCGCGCUGCGAUGGCAGACGAUACUGCGCGUUCCGGCCGACUUCCGCGAGCGUCUUGCAGAGGCGAUGGCCUUCAGCCUUGGGCCGCGGAGCUGGGCGGCCGCAGCAUCCACCCUCGCAGAGGCCUGGCCGCCCGAGGGCGUGCCCGAGGGCGCUGCCGCGGGCGCUGCCCUGGCCACGCGCGCGUGGCCAGCCGAGCCGGAGGCGGAGCCGGAGGGGCACUUCGGACUCCAGAAGCUCUUCGUGCAGCGUCGGCAGAGCGGCGUGGCGCUGCACCUCUGGGGGUGCCUGGCAAGGGCGGCGGGCGGUCCAACGCCCCCUGCCAUCGCUGGCCUGGACCUGGACCUCCACAGCGCCAGCCCGUCCAGAGUGCACGGGUGGGCGCCCGAGUGGGAUUGGUGGACUGCUUGGUGCCACCUCGAGCCUGCCGACGUCCAAAUUCCUGGCGGGGUAUUCGCCGAGCAGGUCCGUGCGGAGGGCGCCGCCGAGGCGGGCCGCGUCGCGAGGGAAGCGUGGCGGGGCGCUGGCAGCCCCGCCGGCCAGCGCUGGACACGGCCGCGGCUGCCGCGGCAGGCCGUUGCGCCGUUCGGCCUGCAGGCUCGCCUCUGUGACGUGGCGGCAGGAGUUCGCCUGGGAAGGAUCUGCGCCGAGCUCCAGCUCCAGGGCGAUUGGCCAGGGCUGCGCCUGCUUGGCCACCUCCGGGGCGCCGGCCGCGUCCGCGGGCCGCGGGGGAGAGCUCGACCGCGCAUGUCGCCGCGCGCUGCGGUGCGCGCCGGGCGCGAGCAGCGGCGGGCACUCUGUGUCCUUGUGCUGGCCGGCCUGUCUGACAACGUUGCCACCGUCGAGGUCCUAGGCGGAGUCCCGUCACAUCCAGCUCUCCGCCCUGCCGACGCUUUCACUUCGGCGGCUUUUGCCCGCCUGGCGGCCUUGGACGUUGGCGUGGCUUGCCCGGGCUCCGCGGGCAGCGUGGCGGACGCCUGUGCUGCCGUGGUGGCAGAAACGCUGGUUCGGUACGCCGACGUGCUCCUGGAGCUCGCGGACGAGGACAUCGAGUACCGCGCUCUGAUCUGGUUCGCGUUCGAGGCGCCGGCCAGCGCGGGCGGCGCGGGCGAGUAUGCCGGCGACGUCGUGCCGCACCUGGACGGUGGCAGUGUCGUCAGCGACGACGUGGAGCCGCCCCUGGUCGCGGACAGUGUCGUCUGCGCCGAGGGCGAGGGCCGCUCGGUCUCGGAGGGCGUGUUUGUUUCGUUCCUGGGCGGCUUCUCUGUGGCGGCGGUGGCGUGUGCGGCCAAGGGGCCGAAGUCGGUAGUUGAGUCACUCCUGGACUUGGCCGAGGUGCAGGUUGUCCAAAUGCGGCCCUAG
Prorocentrum cordatum is the source of this 3144-nucleotide messenger RNA. The record is from the annotation of a GenBank genome assembly. NCBI's taxonomy places the organism in Eukaryota, Dinophyceae, Prorocentrales, Prorocentraceae.